CGGAGCGAAGAAGUGAAGACGGGAAGUGCAAUUCCUGUGAAGAUUUUGUGGGUAAUUCGGCUCUCAUCAGGGUCUAGCUCGGCAUACGCCCUUCCAAAAUAAUUCAGGAUCCAAUUCGAAUCGCUGCUCCUUCCCACCGACGCCUAGGAGCUGAACCAUGGAGCCCGAUGUGAAAAUGGAGACGGGCUCGGCAGAGGGCGAGUCUGCGGCAAUUUUCGGUGCAAUUGACAUGCUGCUCUUGGUGGUCACUGUUGGUGUGGCUGGAUGGCUCCUGAUGAAGAAACUGCGUCCUCAACAGACACCCUCCAUCAACUAUGACGUCCAGGUCGUGCAAUCUAUGUACGAGUCGUCGUCAAGUUCAGAGACCUCGUUUGUGCAAAAACUGCGAGCCUCGGGCAGGAGUCUCGUGGUUUUUUACGGUAGCCAGACGGGCACAGCCGAAGAAUUUGCGAGUCGUCUGGCCAAGGAAGGAGUCCGGUUUCGCCUCAAGGGCAUGCUGGCCGACCCUGAGGAAUGUGCCAUGGAGGAGUUGGCCAUGAUGAAGGAGCUGCCCAAUUCGCUGGCCCUUUUCUGUCUGGCCACCUACGGCGAGGGUGACCCCACAGAUAAUGCUCAAGAGUUUUUCGAGUGGCUUCAAAACGGAGACACUGAAUUGGCAGGCCUUAAUUAUGCUGUGUUUGGAUUGGGAAAUAAGACUUAUGAACACUACAAUGAGAUGGCCAAAUAUGUGGACAAACGCUUGGAGGAAUUGGGAGCAACUAGAGUUUUUGAGAUGGGCCUGGGAGACGAUGAUGCCAAUAUUGAAGACGAUUUCAUCACAUGGAAGGACCGUCUUUGGCCUGCUGUGUGUGAAUUUUUCGGCAUCGAGGCUUCUGGUGAGGAAGAAAGUAUUCGCCAAUUCCGCCUUACUGAGCACACCGAAGUUGCUCUCGAUAGAGCUUAUACAGGAGAGGUUGCUCGACUCCAUUCGCUCUCUAUGCAGCGCCCGCCGUUUGAUUCCAAAAAUCCAUUCAUGGCGCCUGUGCUGGAGAGAAAAGAGUUGUACUCCGGUAGUGACCGCUCGUGCAUGCACAUAGAAUUGGGAAUCACCGAUUCCAAAAUCAGAUAUGACGCAGGUGAUCAUGUGGCUGUGUACCCUGAGAAUGAUAAAGCUCUGGUCGAACGAAUUGGUGAGCUCUUGGAGGUGAACCUGGACAUUGUCUUCACUUUAACCAACGUAGAUGAGGACUCUAGCAAAAAACAUCCCUUCCCUUGCCCUUGCUCUUACAGAACGGCUCUAUCUUUUUAUGUUGACAUUACAUGCAAUCCUCGAACUCACGUGCUGAAGGAGAUCGCUGAGUACACCUCUGACCCUGAUGAGAAAGCAAAACUCAAGCUAAUGGCAAGUACAUCGGUCGAGGGCAAACAGGAGUACCAGGACUGGAUCAUUAAGGAAAAUCGGUCUAUCGUGCAUGUUUUGGAAGACCUGCAAUCUUGUAAACCAAAAUUGGAUCAUUUGCUGGAGUUGAUGCCUCGUCUGCAGGCCAGAUACUACUCCAUCUCGUCUUCCCCCAAGGCGCAUUCCGAUAGGAUUCAUGUGACAGCAGCUCUAGUGCGCUAUGAAACCCCAACAGGUCGCACUGUCAAUGGCGUUGCCACAAGUUGGCUCGCCAAGAAGGCCCUAGGUGAAAAAAUUCCUGUUUUUGUUCGUCGUUCUGCAUUCCGACUGCCAACCCGACCUCAGACGCCUGUGGUUAUGGUUGGUCCUGGCACUGGAAUUGCUCCUUUCCGAGGCUUCUUACAGGAGCGUGCCAUUGCUCUCGAGCAGGGUAAACCUGUUGGUGAGACAAUUCUCUAUUUUGGCUGCCGAAAGCGGGACCAGGACUUUUUGUACCAGGCUGAACUUGAGGAGUUCGUCAGCAAAGGAGUUCUCAAAUUGCACGCAGCAUUUUCUCGGGACCAGGCAGAAAAAGUUUAUGUAACUCAUUUGAUGAAGCAGCACAAAGAAGAAUUGUGGCGUAUUCUAGGAAAAGAGAAUGGUCACCUGUACGUCUGCGGAGAUGCUCGUAACAUGGCAAGGGAUGUGCACAACUUGGUGGUGGAGCUGGUGGCAGAGGGUGGCGACAUGAACCACGAUGCUGCCAAUUCGUACGUGAAGAAGAUGGAAGCCCAGAAACGCUACUCGGCUGACGUCUGGAGCUGAUUCAAUAGUGAAAAUUUUACUUUUUACCCCGUUUUAACAAUAAAUAAUUCUAUUUUCAAC
Molecule: messenger RNA, 2242 nt
Organism: Neocloeon triangulifer
Lineage: Eukaryota; Metazoa; Arthropoda; Insecta; Ephemeroptera; Baetidae
Gene: Cpr
Product: NADPH--cytochrome P450 reductase
Exons: 12
Coding region: 158-2182 (674 amino acids)
Biological process (GO): response to hormone
Cellular component (GO): cytosol
Molecular function (GO): FMN binding; NADPH-hemoprotein reductase activity; flavin adenine dinucleotide binding
Source: RefSeq, a predicted model, not a curated record